This is a messenger RNA of Pecten maximus, 2829 nucleotides long. RefSeq names its product G-protein coupled receptor 157-like. Gene Ontology annotation, molecular function: G protein-coupled receptor activity. The record is from RefSeq and is a predicted model, not a curated record. NCBI's taxonomy places the organism in Eukaryota, Metazoa, Mollusca, Bivalvia, Pectinida, Pectinidae. Gene Ontology annotation, biological process: adenylate cyclase-activating G protein-coupled receptor signaling pathway; cell surface receptor signaling pathway. Gene Ontology annotation, cellular component: plasma membrane. The transcript has 3 exons. Bases 356 to 1504 code for a protein of 382 amino acids.
CCUCGAUCUUGGCCGAGUUAAUAAGGUCACACACGUCACAACUAUGAAUCCUAUCUUCAUCUGAUUAAAUUGUUGAAACAGACAUGUGCAAUGUACUUCCUUGUUUCACUGCACGUGCGUGCCACAUAUCACCAAAUUGAAUCCACCAGUUAAACCAGUGAAACCAAUGUUGAUUGUCUCACGUGGCCUUAAGUGGCGUAACUGGUAUAGUAUUAUGAUGAGGCUACAGAAGAAACAGAAGCUGAUAAUGUAUCUCUUGUCAUAAAUGUCAGAAUACAAUACGCCGUACCGAGAUAUAAUUACCUGAGGGAUAUUAACGACAGUGCACGAAGGAGUAAUAUUAUUCAUCAGGAAAAUGGCAACAUGGACGAUUUCCACGAAUAGGUUUAUAGGAAGUACUGAAGUAAAUGGAAAUUAUACUACUAGCCCGCCACGGCCUCCCCGCUUAGAUCUUUCCAACUGGGUUGAAUUCCUGACACUUUUGACGACAAACCUCUCAAUCGUUUCGUCAUUGUUUCUUCUGCUCACUUUUCAGUGUAUCAUUCAGGCGGCGAAGAGGGAUCUUUUAAUUUGUUUGAUACAGUGUCUGGCUGUGGCGAACCUUUUCUUCUGUAUCGGAAUGGAUAUGGGUAUAGCUCACUACGCAAACGGGGACAUCGGCAAGUCUGAUCUUCUCUGUGUCAUCCAAAGUUUCAUCUGCACCUUUUUUGACAUGGUCUCCUUUUGGUACACACUGUUUGUCAUUGUGUAUGUUUUCAGUGUCGCUGUUAUUAAGUCAGAGUGGAUGAAAGGUAAAAGAGCCAAGCGAAUAUACCACACUGUAGCCUGGACGAUUCCGGCAUUGAUUACCAUAUCUGCAACAAGUACGGGAGCAUUAGGCGAUGCCAAGUCUCGAUUUGGAUCCUGGUGUUGGAUCGACGAUGAUUCUUUGUCCAACAAACAACGCCUCCUCUGGAUGUUAUUUACCAAGCAGAUAUGGGAAAUAUUUAUUUACCUACUUUCAGCUUCUCUGAUCAUCAUCACCAUUUGGAUGAGGAUAAGAAUGCGAAGGACACGAGGCCAAAUAAUAAAUCAAAGGUUCCAUGAAUUUAAUGAAAAUGGAGAGCUAUCAAUAUCUAUUUCCGGAAGAAGCCGGAACCAUCCGAAGUUCAAUGUAAUGGUUUGGAUGUUGUUCUACUUCUACGUCACAAGGAUUUGGGGUACAACACGGAAUCUUGUUCGUAUCAUUGGUUUGGCUUAUGGAUCAGGGACAGUACCCGGAUUCGUACCGUAUGAUGAAAAAUUCUUUAUACAUGCCCAAUCUCUUGGCGACUCUAUGCAAGGAACUCUGAACUUUCUGAUGUUUUGCUACUGUGAUGACAAUGUUUGGCGUCAGGUCCGGGAGACAAUCAAUCGAAAAUUUCUAGAUACGAUUUGCUGCAGAAAAGAUGAUGAAGAUGAGGAUUCUUACACGGUUCCGAUAUUGGACAGUGAUAUCGGACAUACACGCAAAAAUUACAGCUAAAUUAGCAUACGGUUACUAUUCCAUGUCGCCCAAAAUAUUCUUUUUGUGUGUUAUCAAUUUAGAAUUUGUGUUUCACUUUGUAUCCAACCAUUAUCUUUUAUCUUUUUAGUGAGUUGACUUGGAAAUUAUCUGUAAAAAAAAUAAUGUAUGCUGUAUAUGUAUAAGAGAAACACUGAACAUUGUGGAAUAGUGGAGAUAAUACAUAGUUCUCGGCCUGUAACCACAGUUUGAGGUGUUUGGUUUAUUUUGCUUAACGUCCUAUUAACAGCCAGGGUCAAUUAAGGACGUGUCAGGUUUAGAGGUGGAGGAAAGCCGGAGUACCCGGAGGAAAAUAACCAGCGGCCUACGGUCAGUACCUGGCAACUGCCCCACGUGGGUUUCGAAUUCGCAACCCAGCGGUGGUAAAGUUUCGGAGGUGUUUCCCAUACUUGAAACAUGGCAUUAUACAAUUAGACUAUUACGCAGGUGUAUUGUUCAACUAUUCCACUGUUCUAGGUAAACCUUUACAUGUUGCACUCUGAAACCUAUUCACAUUGUUAACCUCACUUAAAAACAUGCUUGGCAUGAAAUCUGUGAAUGUUUCACAGGUACCAAGGUGCUACUGCUGAAAAAUGUACUCAGUUCAUAUUUCACUCUUCAACAUGGAGGACUGUGUACAGUACUGUAGUGAAGUAACUAACAUUACGUUUGACCUCAAAAGAGAUCUUCUUUCGGACAUAUAUCGUUUGCAAUCGAUUCAGAACCGAACAUAAUCAAGCAAUGCAGGAAACAGAGCAUAAAUUGGAACACCAACAUAACCGACAGUCUCAGAAAUACCGUGGCAAACUGGACAGUCAGUCACUUGAGGCCUGGAAGAGUUAUGGUUUUCUGCCAAAGAUCUCGAUUCUAAUUUAGGAAGAUUUAUAACAGAAAUAAACAAAAUGACAGAACAUAGUAAUAAAUAAUUACUGGAAUUCAGUGGUAUUUUCGUGAAAUGUGUCCAUGCUAAGAUGGUAUUUUUAGUCAGACACAAAUGUCACGCUUCUGUGAUUUCUUUUGGAGAGAAUAUGUUGUGCUCUUGGAAUUCUGGAUUUAUCAAGUUAAAACUUCCUCGUGGAUUAUGCAUAUCUUUUUUUUGUUAAGUGUUAUUUUUCAAUUUCAUAUUGUUUGCAAAAUCAAAAUCAAAACAAUAUAUAGUAGCGGUUAGACAGAUCUAUUUUUAUCACCUUCUCCUGUGGAAUAGUUCUUGUAUUACUGUUGAAUAUUUUGUAACUAUUCCACAAUGAAUUCCAACUAUUCCCUAGCUGUACACAGGCAAUAUGUCUUCACGUGAAUUUCACGUGAAA